AGUUACAAUCAUAUAUGGCACACGAGUUUAUCGACUGACAUUUAUUAGAUUAUGUACCAAUAUGAUUAUGUGUCCUGGAGCAAUAUUCGGUGUUUGAGGAAUAUUUGUAGUACCAGCCUUCUCGCGCUGGUUUCGAACAAGGAACGCCUGACAGAGAGGCUCUAUUUUAAGUCAAAUGUGUGUUCGGUUGUUGUUCUAUAAUUUGUAAAAAUGGAAAUGGCUUCUAAAUUAUCGAAGAUUAUGGAAAGUUACCGUGGGAGAGAUAAAGUUAUACGACUGCUGUGCUAUUCUGGUAUGCUAUCUGGUGGGUUACUGAGCGAAGUUUACAAAGAAGACAAACUCAGUCGUAGCUUGUUGAUCUUCGCUGGUCGCUUGGCUGAAUGCAGGACUAUGUUGAGAUUAUUCGACGAUUUGUCCAUGUUUUUUCACGUCAAGAAGUAUGGACUGGGUUUAAAGGAUGAUUUAGUGUUGCGGGUCACAAAGAUAUUAAGUAACACAGCUAUCCAGAUUUUUUACCCAGUGGAGCACAUAGCGUGGGCUCGUGACAACAAGAUCAUCCAUGGUGACUCGGCAAGACUCUAUGCAUUGAGUGUUUAUUGCUGGCUUGUCUCUCUCUGUCUGGAUGCACUACAGUCUGUAUGGUCACUACUACAAGAGAGAAAUAAAUAUUCUCAACAUAAAAAUGGCCAGCCUGCAAAGAGUAAGGCCAAGCUUAUUUGGUAUCAGUCGAAACGGUUGGAACUGCUAAUUUCAAUAGUUGGUAGUCUUGCUGAUGCAGUGAAUGCUGUUCAUUGGUCUUGCCCUGGGUUUCUAUGGGCUGGAUGCCUGCCGAAAUCUGCCAUUGGACUGUUUGGGACCAUUUCAUCAGUCUGUCUGAUGUAUAAUUAUCUUUAUCCCGCCAAGCCAAGCCCACACCAAAAGGAAGACUGAACAAAACAAUGCAGAAAUAUAAAGCAAGGAGGGUUUAGAUAGUUCAAUGUUACAACCAAACUGAUGACCUGAGUGUUACCAUAAGAUCCCUUACAAAUGGAUAAAAAUAGCUUCAACCCUUCUUUUGGCUGAGCGCCUUGUCAGUUAAUGACGUCACUUUGAUUUGCUGCUCGCCUUGAAGUAGACUCAGGAUCGGCAAAUUGAUGUGUCUAUGGGCUGUUAUUCAAGCAUUUCACCAUUAAAUCAGUCAGUAUAGCACGAAUCCACACAUAUCUCACUGCUACUGAGAUUAUUUACUUCAACUGAGCCUGGUUUUAGUAGAUUCUUAAAGUGCAAGAGUAAAUUUAACAUAUUUUGUAAGUUGUCUUGGAGCAACACAAAGUCUAAUCUGUGAAGUAUUUGUUGUUUACUGCCACGGCUAGAUUUAUCUUGUAUAUCGAGUGAUCAAGAGACCAUGGUCUCUUGGAGUGAUCUCAUUAUAGUUUAGAAUAUUUGUAAUUCAAUAAUUAUGCUCAUAUUUGAAUAGUUAAAGUCGUGAUAUUUGACUUUGGGAAAGAAAAGUCCUAGUGUUUAGCCAGGCGUCAGGGACAGCUAAUUGCAGAGAAAGUUUGAGAACAGAGGGCUGUCACAAGACGCAUGGGGAUGAGGCUAGGAUAAAAUUAUAUUAUACAGAUAAAAUUGGGUUAGAAUAUCAAGAACUCUAAGACUAGGUAGUGGGUUGAAAUAAAAUGAUGUGAUUUUAUCUCAGCACAAUAGUUUGUCAGCAUAGUAAAUACCCGAAUCCUCUCAAUGAUUUUGCUAUGCUUGAUCAAGGUUCGUCAUGAUCAAGCAGUGUCUUAGCUACUGUAUACUUUUCCACUUGACUGGAGUUUAUAAAAGAGAUGCACUUCAUGUGACCAAACAAAGCAACAUCCAAAUCAGCAAAUUACAGAGGACUUUAUUUGGCUUUCUAAAUUGUACACAUUUAUUCCUAUACGGCUGCUUUCUCUAGACCAAUAUGGUGAGCAAAUGCCCAGACCAUAGAGAAGAGGCUACAGUCGAACAUCUAUUAACGGUCAGCCUACGGACGAAGCUAAGUGACCAAAGGUUGACCGCUCAAUAGGUUUCCUUAGUUACUGCAAAAAGUGAUCAAAAUGUGUAAAAACAAAAGACCUACAUUUUUUGCAAACAGAAUCACACACAUCAAAGGAAUUGUAUGAUAAGACUAAUAGCAAAAGGUUAUAGUCCUUAAAGGAAUAUAAGCAGUAAUAUAUAGAUUUAGGCACUGCCUAAAAGCGGAGUCUGCAUGGAUGCACUUUUUUUUAGCAAUACUUGUAGCAAAUUUAAGGAUAUAGGGGGUGCAAACUAGCUUUGUAGUAGUUUUAUUUUAUAUCCAUUUCCAAGUAAAUCCUGGUGUCUUGGGUACAUUACUAAUUUCUGCCAUGACCCCCACCCCCUGGGGUUUGACUCUCUAAAAAAGUGGAUGGGGUGAAGAUAAUCAUCUUUUAGGGUAUAAACUUUACCCAACUACUAUCCCUCAGGGGAUGUUUAAUGGUUAUUCUGAUACUGCUAUCCUUGAGGGGUAUCAAAUUAAUGAAUUUUUGUAUUCAAUAACAACUGAUAUAUUUACCUCCCUCCACUCCCCCAGGAAGACUACCCAGGAUUAUGAUGGAUGAAUGAAUUGAAUUGAGCACGAGAAUGACAAUAAAUACUUUUAUUAACAAA
Nematostella vectensis (starlet sea anemone) is the source of this 2634-nucleotide messenger RNA. Its product is annotated as peroxisomal membrane protein 11C. Lineage: Eukaryota; Metazoa; Cnidaria; Anthozoa; Actiniaria; Edwardsiidae. Gene Ontology annotation, biological process: peroxisome fission. The record is from RefSeq and is a predicted model, not a curated record. The coding region runs from base 211 to 930 and encodes 239 amino acids. Gene Ontology annotation, cellular component: peroxisomal membrane. The transcript has 2 exons.